Molecule: messenger RNA, 9027 nt
Organism: Tachysurus vachellii
Lineage: Eukaryota; Metazoa; Chordata; Actinopteri; Siluriformes; Bagridae
Gene: cfap54
Product: cilia and flagella associated protein 54
Exons: 69
Coding region: 1-9021 (3006 amino acids)
Biological process (GO): cilium assembly
Source: RefSeq, a predicted model, not a curated record
AUGGCGGCGCGGUUGACGUACCGCCUCAGCGUAUACCUGUGCAUCGCCACCGCGCAUGCUCGUCUCUAUAGCAACAUUAAGAAACUUUUGCCUUCCAGUUUACGCCGAUGUUUACGAUCUUUGAAACUUUUUGAAAUCUGGAAGAAAUAUGAACCUCGUCUCCCAAAGCCUUAUUAUGAGGAGCAUCUGCUGGAUACUGCAGAUUUUCUUUUCGAGACGAAAUUUUACAGAUUGGCUCUGUGGCAAGGAUACACACGCUACUUACACCGGUUCUCCCCUGCUAGCUUGGACAACAUCAAAGAUCUGGAGCAGUUCAAGCAGGCCUUCUUCUCAAAAGGCUUUUAUACUGCAGAAGCAAAGCUUACGCUCCGUGCUUUGUAUGGGGAAUGCUUGUGUGCUUAUUACUUGGAACGUGAGAGGUGCAGGCAGCGAGAUUGCAUUGGGAUGCAGAAACUGCUCAACAUUCUUGCAUUUUUGCGCAUCAUGAUGCAGGCCAUCCUGCCCCAUGAGAGCCUGAGCUGGUUGUUGUACAAUGGUUCUUUGUACAUUUACAAAAUCUGUAGGUUCCUGAUGUCCAUAAGUCACUCUGCACAGGCUCUGGAGUAUUUACUGUGGGCAUGUGUGUGUCUGGAGACAUCCAUCCCACUGCUAACUCCUAGUUUCCUGUCCUGGAGAGCAACACUUUACUGUAGUGUUUGUGAAUGUUACUAUACUGGCCAGGCUGCUGUGCAAGCAGAGAUGUUUGCUAGACGAGCUCUUGUUAAAAUAGAUGAGCUAGGGAAGCUGGAAAAGUUGAGUGGAUUCCCAUCCUCACCAGAGACAAUGCGAGCCUUUAAAGAAGCCACCAUCAAGGUUGCUGUCAUGGUGUUUAAACGCUCAGUGUAUGAAUCUCGGAGGAAACCUAAAGGAUAUUUCAGGUUAAAACAGAAGAGCAAUCUCAGGGAUGGUCAUAACAAUCCAUGGCCACGUACAACAACCGAGCGCAUCCUGAUGGAGCUGUUUGACGGAAAUGCUGCUCAGUUCCUGGCAGUGUUGGAGGCUCUGUGGGACAGUUCCCGCAGACCUCUGCAGACUGGCUUCCCAGAUGAUCCUGAUAUACAGGAGGUGGCAAUCGAGCUCAUGUCAGCUGGCAUCAGCAUACUGUCUGGAAAUGGUGGCUCCUUCAUUCGAGCUGGAAGUGAUAGCCUGCCGUUGUCUUUGAAUGCCCUCACUCCUACUUACACCCUUAUGGAGAUGGCAAUAGCUGGGAAAAAUCAAAUUUCAGUGGACGCUGCAGUGAAGUUUGUGAAGUUGCUGUUUAGAUAUGAGCAGUGGGAUGUGUUCUGCAGCCUUUCAAACAACCUUGUGACCGUACUGUCUAGCUUGGAGGGCCGUCUCUUCCGGAAGGCUGAAUUGGAGCUUACUCUGUUGGAGGCUGUGGAGCAUCUCAUUUCCUCGCAGAGGGUCUCGCUGGGGACCAAAGACGUCAUGGCUGAGAUUCAAACUGAUAAAGACCAAUCUUCAGUGCCAAUUAGCAUGACAGAUGAGCUACUAAAUCUGGUCCAGACUCUGCAUGUAUGCGUGUGUGAAGCAGCCCAGGACAUCAGACCGGAUGAGGAUCUGGUGCUGGAUAUUUUAUUGUAUCUCUGGGCGAAAUGUAAGCUUGUGUUUCAGAGAGCUCAGGCCAGACACAAUGACCCUGUAGGCUACAUAGCCAAAAUGGCCUUUCCAGACAAGUGGGUCCAGACUCUGUUCCUUCUGUGUGAGGUGGCCUAUAUGUGCCAGCUGGCUGAUAUAGACCCAGUGGCAGUGGCUGAGAUGACAUUAAGACUAGCCUCAGUGCUGGAGGGCAGUGCAGACUCGCCUUCACUGACCAUCUCAACAAAAUACACAACUAACGGCAGCAGUUUGAGUUCCACCCCUGUGGAUAAACCUACAGCCACACCUAGUAUUAACUCACAAGUAGAACAUCUUGAGAUGGUGUGGACUGUGCUACAGAAAGGCCUGGAGUGUGUAUCAAGAGGCAGGACUGUAUGUCUCCCUUGUGGUGUUUCUGCCAUCUCUGACACUGCAUACCUACAGAUGUUUAGUGAACAUUUGAGAUCGUCUAGGGAUGGACAGAUUGAGAGAACUAGCAGUUCAUUCACAAGAUCUCUCUUAAUGGAUAUGCAUUUGGAACUGUUGGCUUUUCAGCACAGGAUAUCUCUCAAACUCCUAGAUAUCUACCCAGAUGAUGAGAAUCCUGAGGGGAGAAAGAGGCCACUUAUGCAGAGUACACAAGGACAGUGUACUGCUGUACUUUCAAAGAGGGCCAGAACAGAAUGUGCAAUGCAAGCAAAGAUUAAGAAGAAUAAAAUCUCCAGAGUUUUGUUUCUGGUGCAGAAGGCCUUACUUUCCUACAAGAAAGAUGCUACUAACAGAGGAACCAAACAGCUGCUUGAGGAGGCUUUGGCAUUACUGGAGAAAGCAGGAGUUGAGGAGAAGCGGCUGCUUAGUGAUGCUACCUCUGCAGAGAUGGGAUUAGGAGUGGGAGAAGGGUGUAGACCUCCUCCACCUCCUGUGCUGGUAUCACGUAGCAACCAAGCUUUAACUUUCACACCAGCACCAUAUGUGCAGGAGGAGCAGGUUUGCUGGUACCGAAUUUAUGGUAAAGAAGUUGGAGGUGUCAACCUGAAAGUGAGGAUUGGAGACUGCCACCUGACUGGCACUGGUGAAAUGAUUCCGUCUAGAGGAGAACGCUUGUUUUGCAUAAGCGGCCUGGAGUCCAACCAGAAGUAUAUUUUUGCUUUGGCAGCCUACGAUUCUCAGGGCAACCUGAUCGGAGGUAGUAUUGGAGAUACCACCCGGCCAGUGCUAGCCUACCUCCCCCUGCCUCUGCUGACAGCCUGGGCACAUCUGGCUCAGGUGGCGUACCAAACAGGACAGUAUGCACUAGCCAAGAAAGCCUGCAGUGACAUUUGGAGCCACUUUACUCUUCCAUCGGCUGCAGAUUCUGGAGCCUGUCAGAAACCAGUGGAUGAGAAUGCUCCUGAGAGGCUUGCCCAGACAAAAUUGUGUGCAGAGACAUUGCAGCUCUCCUCUCCUAUACUACAGCAGCUUUUCCUCACCUCAAUCUUUAUGCAAACUGAUAUCAACAUCCAGGAGAGAGCACUAUACUGUGAUUCCGUCAGUGAAGGAAGCCCUUUGAUCUGGGAACAGGAGGAUAGACUUGCAGAGUGUGAGAAGAUGCUUGUGGCCAUAGAUCUGUCUCUUCAUCUCAAUGACAGCAGUGCUGCAUUACAGGCAGUAGUGAGCUGCUAUGGCCUCCUGGCACCUCUUAUCUUCUAUCAGAUCCCAUCAGACCCUGUGAUCCAGGUGCUGUUGAAGUGUCUGAUGGUGCUGCAGGAGAUUCCAGGCGCACUUAAGCAAAAAAGGCCUGUAGUUACUACCGAAUCACUGUAUCAUAUGGUGGCCUGCAUUACACAUUAUGUAGCCAAGGGUUUGCAAGCUUCAAAAGAGGAAUGCAUGGCAUCUUCAGUGAUGGAACAAGGCAAGCAGCUCUUAAUGGAGAUGAGUGAGAGUCUACCACAGAAUGACAGUGUUCAGAAACCCCAAAAGAAGACAGUGGCUGAACAGGAGGAUGAACCUAGUGAGGAGCUGAAGGCUUUGACAUGUAUUGCUUUGAAGCUGCAAGAAAAAACCAGAGCACUGAACAGGAAGAGAGAAGCAGCAGACAGUAUUGAUCAUGACCUCAGUGGAGAAGAGGAUCCCAAAAUUCUGUACAACGUGAUUGGUUCCAACUCCCUAAAGAAUGCCUUCAAAAAUGUAAUGAAGUUUAAACAGACGUCUGGCUUCAUGGAGUUUGCGGCAGUUCUUCUGGAGAAAGCUAUGCAGGAGGAUCAGCUGGAACUGCUAAUCCAGUGGGGCCAAGAAAUCUUCAAGUGGAUUAAGAGCCGAGAUGAAAGUUUGAUGUUGCCAAAGAAGCCUUAUGAGAAAUUGGGGAAAGAUCAGAAGAAGUUAAUGAUAUCCAUCAUCCAGUUCUGUAAUAAAAAAAACAGAGUUUAUAAAAAGAAGAAAGCAGUAUCCAGCUCAGAAGAUUAUGAGAAAGUGUUUAAGGCAGUGGAGAUAAUGAUGAAACAUUUGGGUUCCGUGAGAAGCCACCAACAGCAGAGGAUGAUGAUGCAGAUGCACUUGGAUGAGUUGCCAUGGCGAUGCCGUGCCAACCUUACCCUGGCUCAAGCACACUUUGGUCUGCUAAGAAAGUACCUACAACUAAACCCUCUCCAGCACUGUUACAGCAAGUUGUCUCUGCGCUGCUUCUCCUUGGCAAAUUUGGGAACACUAGUGAAAUGGAAAAAUAUUUCUCAACAAACCGAGCCUCCUGAGUUGAGCCCUUCAGUCCUCAAACCCACCAUUUACAAAGCCAAGGAUAUCAGUCAGGGAGUAGCAAUCAACAGUGAAUCGGGGUCUGGGGAAAGUGAAGUGGAGAGUGAGAUUUACAAUCCAUGCUUUGAACUGUUCAGUGAAUCAGAAAGCAGUGAAACAACUGAAAGUUCUAUGCAAUGCCUUAUGUUCAAGCAACUGGACAUAGUCUCCAAGGCCUCACUACACCUCAGGAGAGCUAUGGUUUUAGCCUAUCGUGGAAGACUUUGGACAUCUUUACAGUGGGUGUGUGAAAUCCUGUGGGACCAGUUCAGCACCAUUGCAUUUCUGGUGGAGUGUAGCCAGAGCUCUGAAAAUCCCAGCACACUAACACUGGCUCACUUAUACACAGUGUUCACACCCCUGCUGGCUCUCGCCUCAGAGAUGCUCAUGGACAUGAUGGAAAAAUUAGAGCAAUGGAAGGUGUAUGAUGAGGAAGGAGAAGAGCUGGAGACCAGGCCUCUGAAUAAUGGAGUACUGAUAGAUUUGAAGUGGAUGAAGAGUUUGGUGUUGCACACACUGGAACUCCUCUUCUACCAGAACAAAUGGGAAACUCUUGCUCAUCUUGCCUUGUUAUACAACUUUUAUUCAAGGGAACACUACACCCAUGUCAUAACCCCAGUACUGGUAUAUGCCCAGAGAAGACUGCUGGAAAGAAUAAGCUACUUUGGAGGCCCUUCAGUCCCUCAGCCACACUUCACCUACACAGAGAUGGUCACUGGAAAAAAGGUGACCUGUAGGAACUAUGCAGUCAAGCAACUGCUCUUAUGUUCUAGUGUAGAGAGUUGUCUUGAGAGUACUUCAAAUAGUACUGCCUCAGAACCUCUGGAGUUGGCAGAAAGAAGACGAGCCAUGUGCGUAGUCUCUGUACCACUGGACAUUGAUGACACAUUGCACUGCUUCAGAGAGUCCCAGGCCAAGAGAUGUCACACACUUCGUGCCUUCGAACACAGCCGCACACUGUUUAUGCUUCUGCUAGCUAACUCACAGCACCCAAUAGAGGUGCCAUUCUGUAAGGAGCCCUGUCAUGGCUCACAGGACAAAGUGGAGUUUAACAUAGCAGUCAGCACUGCUCCAUCUAUCGGUCCUCCAGAUCUGUCCUAUGAAGACUACAACUCUGUGGAUUCUGUGUACAGCUCACCUCUAUCUCCCUCGUACAUCCAGACUGUCCUGUCCUCCUAUAACAGCUCUAUCAAAUACCUUCAGGCAAAUAAUUAUAACUCACUGCAAGUUCAAACUCUGCAUGACCUGGGGAACCUAUAUUUCUACAAUGGAAAUCCAAAGGCUGCUCACACACAUUGGAGCAAGGCUCUGGACUGUUCCCUGCAGACCACAAAUGUUCUAGAAUCCUGGGAUGGUGAUUCUUGGAGCCAUAACUCUACUCAACAGCCCAUGAGGCAUGCUGGGAUAUGGGGUUGUCUCCAGGGUGCAUUGUUGUCUGCUAAGAUUGCUCAGUAUAUCUUUACAUCUAAUAUAAGCCAACGGACAAAUUGCUGCCUUCUCUCUGCUAAGCUCUUUAAGUGUCUGUUGAGGGCAUCCCAGCCUCAUCCUGAUAAUGAUCUGGAAUACUCGUCCUACACACUGAAUAUGGAGCUCAUACCUGGGGUGAAGGUCUUCUCAGACUCAGACCAAACUCUGAUCGGAAACACUGUGGCUAGCCUGGGCUUUGUGUGUGACUGGCUCUACACCACAGGACAUCACCUCUCAGCACUUCCUCUUCUGGUUCUCUACGAAUAUGUAGCCAGUAAAGUGUGUCGGCACCCACAUCUCACUGCAGGAUGCAGAAUACUGAAGGUAAAAAUGUUGACUGAGCUGCACCUUUUUGCUGAGGCAGUGAAAGAGAUACACCAUCUCAGUGAUGGAGAGGAAGUCCCCCAGCCUCACAGUAGCUUCACUAAAUCAGUGAACAUUUCGACAUGGAAGCAGUUCAGUAAUUAUAAACCUCUCACAGAUCCUUGUAAUCUUGAGGUUCUGGAGGAGCUUGUGAACAAGAGACUUAUUGAAGACAUCAUGGCUUUGUAUGGCACCAAACUAACCUGCCAACUCCAUCUGGCCAGACUUCAACUCAUCUUGGCCAUAUGUAGUACAAUUCAUUACCUACCUGAGCCACUGUCAGACAUUUUGGAGGAAAAGGUGAGGAGCUCAGGUUUUUCCAGCCUGAGCAAAUCCAGCAGUGACCAGUUUCCCAGCAGCCCCAACAUGAAGAGUGUAGAACCCAAAGGCCUGCAGCUUCAGCUCCAAAAAGACACACUUACUCCAGGACAAGUCAAGACGCUGUUACUGAAAGAGACCUUUAACCAGCUAAACUCUGAGCUGUAUGCUCUUCAGCACAUCCAUACAGACCCUGAGGAGCUGAAUCUGGCUGUGGAGAUCAGACUGCUGCUGUCCAGUCUCACCCUGCAGCAAGGCAAAGCUGCCUUAAGUGCGGAUCAGGCAGCGUCAGCUCUCAGAUUACUGCAGGACUCUUCAUUGCUCCAGAGUGACAGUAUCCAACAACUGGCACCAAGACAGCCAUCUUCUGUGCUUAAUCAGUCCAGUACUAGAGCUGAGCAUGAGAAGCUGUAUGAGCCUGAGGCAGAUACAGGACCUCAGCUAGGGGACAUGCCUGCUACAGUGGAAGCUUUAGAGCGUAUGGGUCGCUCAUUAUGGCUCCGCUGCACAGUGGCUGUGGUCCAGAGCCUCUCUGCUCACAUCCCUGGCACUGUCAUCUAUGCAGGUGUGGACAGCAGUGUGGAGGCAGACAGGUUGAUAAAACAAGGCCUAGCUGAUGCUGAGGCCUGGGGAGACCCAGACACACAGGUCCUGCUACUCCUACAGGGGGUCACGUUGAACACACACUGUGGUAGGGCACCAGAGGAGAGCACCGCCAUGCUGCAGGAGGCAGUAUGUCUGCUGUCUGGCCGCAGUACCCUUUCUCUGCAGUCUGGUCUGUCCCUUGCUAAGGCCACUCUUCGGCUGAGUGAGCUGAGGGGUUCAGAUGGUCAACCGCUUUACUUGCUCAAUCAGAAACUCCUGCUGCAGCAGCUGAUGUCACUGGGCGAGUGUUUUGUGAAGACGGCAGAGGGAAGAUUGAAGCUGCUCUCCACUCCAGCAUGGAAGAACAUUUACCACCCACAGCUCCCUCUACUGGCCCGGACAACCAUGCGCUUGGGCCAGUGUUUGGCCCUGCAGGCAAUGGUGAGAUCUUCAGAAGAGGAUAAACAAUACAUGAAUCUGUGGUUAUUGGCUCAGGAGAAGCUCCAUUCUGCAUUCAUCAUCUCACAAGCCAUGGCUAGCAGAGACCCCCAGCUGGAGGCUGAUAUCCUACAUCUUAAAGGACUUGUGGGGAGGAGCCUGAUGUCACUGGGCAUACUCAGACACCAGCCAGUGGUGGAAACCUUUCUGGAGAGCAUCACAUUGGCUCAUUCUCACACCCACAGUCUGCAGUUGAUCCACAUGUGCUAUAUGGAGAUGGCUCUAAUAUACCUGCAGCAGUGGCAGAAUACCCCCACUGACCUUGCAGAACCUCCAACACCUUUGGAACCUACUGAAUCUGACAAGUGCUCAGACUGCAUUACUGUGGCGCAGAGUCACUUACUUCUUUUCUGGGUUUGUCUGAGAGCUGCUGCAAAGACAGUGGAAGUGCUCACAAACCAUGGGCAGUUGUGUGGCAUCACUACAGAGACAGAAGGUCCACUUCCUCUUAGAUCUCUCAAAGCUCUUGCUGAUUUUGUCUCCAAUGAUCUACUCAGUCCUUGUGGUGGGAUGCAGGAGCCCACGGUAGUUCAGCCCAGUUCUGAUCCAGACAUAGACAAUGGGCUGAAAGUCAAGAAAUGUUCUGAGAUCAACUGGGAGCAUCUCAUCCGCUACUAUACACACCUACUCAAUCUGAGGCACAUCUCCAGACAACCAAUGGCAAAGCAGUGUGUAGAGGAGUUUAUGUCUCCAGCUGCUGAUUCAAAUUUAACUCUCAAACUCACUCAGUUACACACCUUCUUCAGUGAUCACUUAGCAAAUUACAAAGAGCAGUGUGUUAUACCUGAUCCUCCAUCUGUCCUCAUACUGGAGCCUCAGACUAUACAGCAGACGAUGUCAGACCUGUAUCCAUGGGCCACACUGAACACACACCAGCUCUGCAUUCAGUGGCAUCGACCCACGCUCGCAAGCAAUGGACUAUCACCCAAAACGAUAAUGCUGGUCUUUGGACUAAAUAAAGCACCAUCUGACACACAGCCCAACAUCCCGGCUGCUGCUGACAUAGAGGCUGGAUACAGACUUAUCUCUACAGACAGUUUGAAAGCUCUACAUGCUCAGCUGAUCUCGUUGUGUGUGGAGACUGAGGUGGAUGUGAGUGUGUCAGGCUCUUCAACCAGCUUGACCACCUCUGUCAGCUGCAUACAGGAGAGUGAACAUGACAGCGAGACGUCUGUUAAAGCCAGCACCAUCUCACAGCAAACGAUGCUGGUAAAGAAAACCAUGCAUGUGUGUACUGAGAUAAGAAAUCUGCUGAUGCCUGAUUUAAAAACAAAUCCCAUCACAAAGGUACCCUUUGAGCCAAGUGUUCAGAUCUUGUGUGACCUGGAACGCUGCUUUAACCCUGCCUCAGGAGCCACUUUGGAGGACAGAGCACUAUGUGACUGGCUCUUUUCUCUUCUCAUCUGACACUAC